Molecule: messenger RNA, 498 nt
Organism: Hibiscus syriacus
Lineage: Eukaryota; Viridiplantae; Streptophyta; Magnoliopsida; Malvales; Malvaceae
Product: ankyrin repeat-containing protein BDA1-like
Exons: 2
Coding region: 1-498 (165 amino acids)
Molecular function (GO): protein binding
Source: RefSeq, a predicted model, not a curated record
AUGCUGAACCGAGACGGGUUUAGCCUGAUGCACUUGGCUUCCAUGAACGGUGGAACCGAGCUAGUGCUUCGACUGUUGAAGAUCGAUAAAGACCUCGGCCGUGUCAAAGGAAGGGAAGGGAUGACUCCUUUCCAUUACGUAGUUGCAACCAGGAACUCGAGGCUUUUAGUCGAGUUUCUUGAAGCUUGCCCCUGCUGCAUCGAAGAUGUGACGGUUCGAGAUGAGACUGCUUUACAUCGUGCUUUGACCAAAGACCAGAUCGAAGCUUUUAACCUCCUAAUCGGAUGGCUUCAAAGGACCCAUCAUACUCAUGGUAGUAUCUUCGCCUUCAAAAGGAAAUUGGUGGACCGGAAAGACAACGAUAACAACAAUGUGUUGCACAUUGCGGCUAUGAAUAGACAACAUGAGGCAUUAAAACUGUUGUUAGAGUCCCAUCGUUGGUUAGACGUAAAAGCUAAAGAACUCGGAAGGUUUGACGGUUCAAACGAGAAGGGGUGA